AUAUCACCAAGCAGGCAGCGCAGAUUAUGGCGCAGGAAGGGAAAUUGGAUCUGCUGCUCAAGACAAUGGAGGAGAAUGAGAAGAAGAGGGCGGAAGCGGAGGAGCGGAGUCGGCUGGAUCUGAAGGACCUCAAGGCGGCGGUAGAAGCAAGACUUCCACAAGUGGAGAAGCAGGUGGUGGAUCUCCAUGCAUCUCUGGGUAACCUCAGUGCGAAGGUGGAGCAGAUGGAGAGUUCUCUGUUGAAGCAGAGCCGCGGAGACAAGGGGAUUGGAGAAGUGAAGGAGGAUCCGUUUACUACAUCACCCUCACCGUCUCCUUCAUUGAUUCAUGGUAAGAGAGACCUAACACUCAACACCAGUUCGCCUUUUGCGUUUGAGAAUUCGACUGCUCAGUUUGAUAACAUGAUGGGACCGGGAAUGGUGGCUGGAAGUAUUCCUAGUAUGACUUGUCCGCAGUUUAGUGGGGAGAAUCCACAGAUGUGGCGUGCUAACUGUGAAGUUUAUUUUGAUGUGUAUGGAAUUCCUCCUGGGCAGUGGGUGAAGGUUGCGACACUGAAUUUUGUGGGAAAUGCAGCAUACUGGUUGCAAUCUGUUAGAAAUCAAUUGAUUGGGGUGACUUGGUUCGAUCUAUGUGAUAGGGUGUGUGCUCUAUUUACCAAAGAUAGGCAGGAGACCCUGGUUCGCCAGUGGUUCCAUAUCAGACAAACUGGAUCAGUGUCUGAAUAUGUGGAGAAGUUUGAUUGUUUGAUGCAUCAGCUCUUGGCUUAUGAACAAAUUGUGCCCCCAGUUUAUUUUGUUCAGAAGUUUAUAGAUGGACUGAAGGAUGAAGUGAGAAGAGUGGUGAUUGUACAGAGACCCCAGGAUAUGGAUGCUGCGAGUUCAAUAGCACUAUUACAAGAAGAAGCUAUUGAAGGGGUGAAGUUUGGUAUGGUAAGGAAAUCUGAGGGUGGUACCUAUGUUAAGUCCCUGCACAAGACUAACUCGCAAUAACAGUUAACAACCACUCAGCACUCCCACAGUAACAGGGAUACAUGGACCACUCCGGUGGAUGACAAGAAGAAUGGGGAUCCUAGCAGAAUCAGGGAGGAUAGGGUAUCAGCCUUAAGAACUUAUAGAAGGUCAAAGGGGCUGUGCUUUACUUGUGGAGAAAAAUGGAGCAAGGAUCAUAAAUGUUCUACUUCUGUGCAAUUGCAUGUGGUUCAGGAGUUAGUGUCACUUCUACAAGAUGAAAGUAACAGCAGUGAACAGGUGGAAGUACAGGAUGAAAAGGAGGAUUUAAUAGCCAUGGCCAUCUCACAGCAUGCUGCUAGUGGAACUGAAGCUGCUCAUUCCAUUAGGCUGAGAGGAUGGAUUCAAGAAACUGAGUUGUUAAUGUUGAUUGACUCUGGCAGUACCAACUCUUUUAUUGAUGAACAAGUGGCAAUGAAAUUGAAAGGAGUGGAGGUAUUGAAACAGCCUCUGAAGGUGCAGAUAGCUGAUGGAGGACAGCUAUUAUGUUCUAAAAUUAUUCCAGGAUGCACUUGGUACAUGCAGGGCCAAAGUUUUAAGAAUGAUUUCAAAUUAAUUCCAUUGGGAAGUUAUGAUAUCAUCUUGGGCAUGGACUGGCUUGAGCAACAUAGUCCUAUGCAAGUGGAUUGGGUUGAGAAGUGGAUAGAAUUUCAAUAUCAGAAUAGAGCUGUGAGGUUGCAGGGUAUCUCUAGCAGUAAUCCUUCUUGUUCUUUGAUUUCUGUACCACAGUUGGUGGGGAUGGCAAAGUCUGGUGCUAUUAUGUACAUGAUAAAAAUUGAUGAGGUUGUGACUGAAGGGGAAACAGAAAUCCCAGCUCCUAUCCAGCAAGUAAUUCAACAGUUUCAGGAAGUUUUUGCUGAACCUAAGGGUCUGCUGCCCAGAAGGAAUUGUGACCAUAAGAUUCCAUUGGUUGAAGGGGCACAACCAGUGAAUUUGAGACCUUAUAGGUACAAUCCAGAAUUGAAAAAUGAAAUUGAAAAGCAAGUUUCUGAAAUGCUUGAUUCAGGGGUAAUACAACCUAGCCAAAGUGCUUGGUCUUCACCUGCUCUCCUAGUCAGAAAGAAGGAUGGGACAUGGAGACUGUGUGUAGACUAUAGACAUUUAAAUGCAUUGACCAUCAAGAGUAAGUACCCUGUACCCAUCAUAGAAGAGCUUCUGGAUGAACUGUCCGGCUCCAAGUGGUUCUCCAAACUAGAUCUGAGGGCAGGAUAUCACUAGAUUAGAAUGUCACCUGGGGAGGAACAUAAGACUGCCUUUCAAACCCAUUAUGGACACUUUGAAUAUAAGGUCAUGUCCUUUGGUUUAACAGGAGCACCAGCUACAUUUCAAGCUGCCAUGAACAAGACCCUGGCUCCAGUGUUGAGAAGGUGUGCACUAGUAUUCUUUGAUGACAUACUUAUAUACAGUCCAGAUUUAACUUCUCAUAUUAAUCAUGUCACACAAGUUUUACAACUGCUUAAACAAGAUCAUUGGCAAGUUAAACUCUCAAAGUGUUCUUUCGCACAACAGCAAGUGUCUUAUUUGAGACAUGUGAUUGGUGUUCAUGGUGUAGCCACUGAACCGAAGAAGAUACAAGAUGUGAUUAAUUGGGCUGUUCCAACUACUGUCAAGAAACUUAGGGGUUUUCUUGGUUUAGCUGGGUACUAUAGAAAAUUUGUGAAGAAUUUUGGUGUCUUGUGCAAACCUUUAACUCAGUUAUUAAGGAAGGGAGUUCCAUACAAAUGGACUGAAGAAACUCAGCAGGCCUUCCAACAGAUAAAACAGGCCUUGGUAACAGCACCAGUUCUGGCUCUACCAGAUUUUUCUAAACCCUUUACUGUUGAAACAGAUGCUAGUGACUAUGGCAUUGGAGCAGUACUUUCCGAAGAUAAUCAUCCUAUCGCUUACUUAAGCAAGGCUUUGGGUCCACGCUCUAGAGGCUUAUCAACUUAUGAGAAAGAAUGCAUGACAGUGUUACUAGCUGUGGAAAGAUGGAGACCUUAUUUGCAGCAACAGGAAUUCAUCAUCCUGACUGACCACCACAGUCUUGUUCAUUUGUCUGACCAAAGGCUUCAUACACCCUGGCAGCAAAGAGCAUUUACCAAGUUACUAAGCCUACGGUAUAAGAUUUCUUAUAGAAAGGGUAGCACUAAUUCAGCUGCAGAUGCACUGUCUAGAAAGGAAAACUUAUUGGAGGAUCAGGUGAUGGCUAUAUCAGUUGGGGUGCCACUAUGGUUGCAGGAAGUAACAGAAGGCUAUGAUAAAGAUGCACAUGCCUCUCAGUUAGUCACUGAAUUGUCUCUUCACCCCCAAGCCAGAGAAAACUACUUUCUUCAGAAUGGUCUAAUAAGGUACAAGGGAAGGGUGUGGGUAGGAGACAACCCUGUCUUACAGCACAAACUGAUCUCUGAAAUGCAUGAUAAUCCCAUAGGUGGCCAUUCUGGGUUUCCUGUAACUUACAGAAAAUUGAAACGUUUGUUCGCUUGGAAAGGAAUGAAGAAACAAGUGCAACAUCAACUUAAACAAUGCCAAGUAUGUCUGCAGGCUAAGCCAGAGAGACUGAAGUAUCCAGGGCUGUUGCAGCCGUUACCAGUGCCUGAAGGGGCUUGGCAGGUGUUAUCUCUUGAUUUUAUUAAAGGUUUACCAAAGUCAGAGAGAUUCAAUUGCAUUCUUGUGGUGGUUGACAAAUUUUCUAAGUUUGCUCAUUUCAUUCCUUUAGCACACCCUUUCACUACGGCAACAGUAGCAUAAGCUUUCAUGAGAAAUGUAUAUCGUUUACAUGGCAUGCCAAAGGUAAUCAUCUCUGAUCGUGACAGAAUUUUCACUAGUCAGUUCUGGGAGUGUUUAUUCACUAUGGCGGGUAUCAAGUUACAUAUGAGUUCUUCAUAUCACCCGCAAUCUGAUGGACAAACCGAAAGGGUUAAUCAAUGCUUGGAAAUUUUCUUACGUUGUUUUAUUCAUGCCACUCCUCGCAAAUGGGCUGCAUGGCUGUACUUGGCAGAGUUUUGGUACUAUUCGUCUUAUCAGUCGACUGUGCACAAAACACCCUUUGAAGUGGUCUAUGGUUAUCAACCUAGUCAUUUUGGUAUAAGUAUGGAAGAUUGUGUAGUUCCGGAUCUAGCUGAAUGGCUCUCUGACAGAAAAUUCAUGCACCAUUUGAUUCAACAACAUCUGCAUCGUGCUCAGCAACAGAUGAAAUUCUAUGCUGACAAAAACCGCAGUUUUAGGGAGUUUCAGUUACAAGACUGGGUUUAUCUCAAAGUGCAGCCUUAUGUGAAAUCCUCUGUUGCCAAACGUGCUAAUCACAAGCUCUCGUUCAGAUAUUAUGGUCCCUUUCAAAUUUUGCAAAAAGUGGGUAGUGUGGCUUAUAAAUUGGAUUUGCCUCCUGAUUGUUUGAUCCAUCCAGUGGUGCAUGUAUCGCAGCUCCGAGCUGCUACUGGAUUCAGCCCGCCAGUUCAGCAAGCUUUGCCAUCUCCUUUGGACAAGUUGCAAGUUCCUGAAUAGUUCCUGGAUCACUGUAUUGCCAAGAAAGGUAACACUGUUAUUUCUCAGCUAUUGACCAAGUGGACAGGUGGUGCGAUUGAGGAUGCCACUUGGGAAGAUGAGGAGGACUUGCAGACUCGUUUUCCUCGUGCACCGGCUUGGGGGCGAGCCGGUUUUCAAGGAAGGGAGAUUGUCAGGUCUACUGAUGAUAACCUGACUCAGGAGAGGCUGGACAUCGGCAAGCAGGAGCUAGGGAACAUCGACAACGAGCUGGAAGGUGUACAGGAUGGAGGCGCACUGAAGGAAGGCGUUGGCUCACAAGGAAAGCGUGUUCGUAUUGCUAAUAGAAAGUAUGUGGGCUCUGAAUGGGCCGUGUAAUGCGUGAGUUGUAAUGGGCUUGCCCAGCUGAGAGGGGUUGGUGAGGAGAGAGAGAAAACGGUAUAUGAGACACUGUUGCGUGUUCGAACGGCAUCGAACUGGAACUUGGAGGCGAUGGCGGCGGAGGCUCCGAUCCUGUUGGAUCGAGAGAGUUACUAAAGUUCCAGAUAA
Messenger RNA from Oryza sativa Japonica Group (Japanese rice), 5018 nucleotides. RefSeq lists its product as uncharacterized. The record is from RefSeq and is a predicted model, not a curated record. Lineage: Eukaryota; Viridiplantae; Streptophyta; Magnoliopsida; Poales; Poaceae.